Messenger RNA from Papilio machaon (common yellow swallowtail), 3621 nucleotides. RefSeq names its product probable E3 ubiquitin-protein ligase HERC4 (gene Herc4). Bases 266 to 3478 code for a protein of 1070 amino acids. Gene Ontology annotation, molecular function: ubiquitin-protein transferase activity. The record is from RefSeq and is a predicted model, not a curated record. NCBI's taxonomy places the organism in Eukaryota, Metazoa, Arthropoda, Insecta, Lepidoptera, Papilionidae. The transcript is spliced from 21 exons.
UCUGCUCUAUGGACGGUUUGUGACUGAAAAUCUGAAAAACUGAGAUUGUUCUCGAUUCCGAAUUCAUUACUUUUCGGUAAAUACCUGAUUAUAGAAAAAUCAGUACAAUGUUACAGAAAAUUCGCCGGUAGUUCUUUUAUGUCAACAAUAUAUUCAGCAAUUAUCACAAUUUUAUCUCCAAUGAUUUCACAAUAUUAUUUGUGUAGGUUACUUUAUAAAUAGUUAAAUCCAUUCAAUUUACUUUUUUGAAAUCUGAAGAAUAAAGAUGUUUUGUUGGGGUAAUUCAACUCAUCAUGAGUUGUAUAUAAAUGGAGCAGAUAUAAAAGAUUUGGUUAUAAAACCAACAUUAUCGAAAUGGAAGGAAAGCAAUCAUUUACAAGUUGUAGCUGCUGGAGAAUUCCAUACCCUGUAUCUAACAAACCAUGGACAUUUGUAUUCUUGUGGAAGCAAUGAUGUGGGCCAACUUGGACGUCACACACAAAGCAGUGAUGGAGAAACCCCAGAUUUAGUUGAAACUUUCAAAGGCUGUACAAUAUCAACAGUAGCAUGUGGAAUUCAGCACUCAAUGGCGCUAGAUGAAUGGGGCCAGCCAUUCAGUUGGGGUUCGGACAGUAUGGGACAACUGGGGAGCAAUCUUGGUGCUCAUGCUCAAGACAAACCCAAAAUUAUUAAGUUCCUUGCAGCAAAAAGUGUAAUACAGAUUGCAUGCGGAUCAUAUCACUCAAUUGCUCUAACAAAUAAUGGUGAUCUAUAUUCAUGGGGUGCAAAUAGUUAUGGACAAUGUGGGUUGGGAAAUAUGACAAACAAGGAAACCACACCACAACAGAUUACAUCAUUGUUUGGUGUGCCUAUAGCAUUGGUGGCUUGUGGUAGUAACCACACAUUUGUUUUAUCUAAAUCCGGUGCAGUUUUUGGUUGGGGUAAAAAUAGUAAUGGACAAUUAGGCCUACAAGACAGAGAGAAUAGAUAUUAUCCUACACAUUUGAAAACAUUGAGAAAUGUUAAGGUGUGUCAUAUAUCAUGCGGCGAAGAUUUCACAGCAUUUCUGACGUUAGAUGGAGGCGUGUUUACUUGCGGCUCAGGAGAAUAUGGUCAGACUGGUCAUGGAACCACCAGAGACGAGUUAGUUCCUAAGAAGGUGAUGGAACUAAUGGGUAGUACGGUGACACAAGUGGCGAGCGGGCGCCGUCACCUGCUGUGCGUAGUCGGAGACCGCAUCCUGGCGUGCGGGUACGGCGCUCGCGGUCAGCUCGGCUGCCCUCACAUGACCUUCGCAUUGGUACCCACACCGGUACCCUUCACACCUAAUGAUGAUUCACCGACUGAUAAUAUUGGACAAAGUAAGCCCCGGAAGAAAUCCAAGAUGGACAAGGCUAGGAGUUCUAGCAAAGGCAGCGGGCGGUUCUCUAAACUUGACUUCAUAUCGGAUAUAUUCAGUGGUCCAAUAAAAGUGUUUGCGGGUGGUGACCACAGUUUUCUUAUAAUGAGCAACGAUAAAACUCUGUCUGACUUUAGAGUGCCUGACGCUAAAAAACAGAUCCUAACACUCACACUGCCGAGACUUGCUGCAUGUGAAAUGUUUAAAGAUGAUGAUACUGUCAACCAAGAUCUGAUGGCAUAUUUAGAGACAGUGUUUGGUUCACUGGCCUGCAUGAACGGCUCCUUCCUGCAGGCGAACAGCGCUCACUUCGGUUGUAACACCAAAGUGCCUGGCGUCGAUUUGAAGAGAGCAGAGGAAGCGUUCACACUUAUAAGCAGAUUUGAAAAUACAUCUAUAAAAAAUCUUAUUUUCACUCACUUAACCGAGAAUAUAAUAAAAAAAAUGAAAGCAUCGCCCCCUGACGCAGAGGUACUACGAGUAUUCUUAAUAUUACCGUUAUAUCAUGAGAUGAGAAACCCACGUCGACAUCCUGAAUUACAGGGUCCAUUUGCGGAAGCAUUUAACAAAUUAGCUACGUAUCCACAAAAGAUAGUGCAAAUGUGGUGGGAAGCGCAAACCACUGAUUACUUUGAAAUGCUCGUGGACAUAUUUAAGAGUGUUAUUGUUUACGAAUUACAUACUGUAGUGCGAGUUAAUAAGAAGUUAUCUUUCACUCACAGUAUAGUGCAGAUUUUGAAUGCAUUAUCAUUCUUAAAUAAAAUUAAUUUCGUGAAUCCAAAGAAACCCAAAAUUCCAGCUGAAUGUUUUUAUAUAGAAGAUCUAUGCGACUAUGUGGACAUUGCAACGGAUUACAUACAUUGGCUUGCUGAUCAGGAUUCGUCACAACCGCACAUGUGUAACUACGCGUUUUUAUUCGACGUGCAAUGUAAAUCAUUGCUAUUGAAGAUAGAUCAGCAAGUGCAGAUGCAGAUGGCCAUCAGCAGAGCCGCCACGCAGAUACUGACACGCCUCUUUUUCGACCCUACCUUCGAGUACCAGAGGAACCAGUUCCUAAACCUCACGGUGUCGAGGAACCACCUGGUGAGGGAUACCAUGAUGCAGAUCAGCAGCCAUGAUACGUCACAGCUCAAGAAACCUCUUAGAGUAGAAUUCGUGGGCGAGGAGGCGGAGGACGCGGGCGGCGUGCGCAAGGAGUUCUUCAUGCUGCUACUCAAGGAGAUCUUCGACCCAGUCUACGGCAUGUUCAAGCAGUCCGAGGAGACCAAUAUGAUAUGGUUCUCCAACAACCCUUUUGAAGAUGAUGUUAUGUACUAUUUGAUUGGUGCAAUAUAUGGUCUAGCUAUAUAUAAUUCUAUAAUUAUAUAUGUACCGUUUCCAUUGGUGUUGUACAAGAAACUGCUCGGAGAGUCAGUUAUGUUGGACGAUCUGUCAGAUCUGUAUCCAACAUUGGCCAACAGUUUGAGGAGUUUGUUAGAGUAUCCAGAUGAAGAUGUCGAGGAGGUGUUCAGUUUAUGUUUCGCGGUGAACACAAUUGUGUUCGAUGAGAUACAAGUUCACAAUCUGAAGGAGAACGGCGAGAACAUUCCCGUCACACACGAGAACAAGGAGGAGUAUGUGGAGUUGUACGUAGACUUUCUGCUCAAUAAAUCUGUGCUCAAUCAAUUCAAAGCUUUCGAUCAAGGAUUCCAGAAGGUGUGUGGAGGUAGGAUUAUAAAGUUGUUCAGAUCACACGAGCUGAUGUCUGUUGUGAUCGGCAACGAGGAGUACGACUGGGAAAUGUUUGAGAACAAUUGUGAAUAUAAAAAUGGUUACACCUCUACUGACCCACAGAUUAGAUGGUUCUGGGAGGUGUUCCAUGAGCUAUCUCUAGAGGAUAAAAAGAAAUUCCUUCUGUUUCUGACGGGCAGUGAUCGUGUUCCCAUACAGGGUAUGAGAGAUAUCAAAAUCAGAAUACAGCCGGUAGCUGAUGAAAGAUUUUAUCCCGUAGCCCACACUUGCUUCAAUCUACUCGACUUACCUCGGUACAACACCAAAGAACGGCUUAAGUACUAUCUCCUGCAAGCUAUACAACAGACGCAAGGCUUCUCCUUAGUGUGAACACAAUACAAAUGGUACUCCUAUCGAAUUUAAUUCGAUUACGAAUUUGUUAUUUUAUUAUGUCGUAAAAUGUAUCGUAUUGAAUCAAAAAUAGACAGUUAGAUAGUUGAAUUGACAAUAAGCUUAUUUAGAUUUUUUUUUUA